AUGAGAUGGAAGCUGAAGUUUCCAAAUGCAGUGGUGCACAGGCUCACAGAAUCAGGCUUGGAUUAUGCUCCUAUCUUGAUGGAAACUGAACCUCAAUCCUGGCAUAGUAAAAGGCGUUUUAAAUACCAGGAACGUUGGUGUGGAAAAGAUGAUGUCAAAAGAAUUGUCAGCGAAGUGUGGAAAAUGGAAGUAGUAGGCUCAGCUAUGUUCUCCUUGGCCCAAAAGUUGAAAGAAUAUAGACAUAGAUUUGUUCAAUGGCAGAUAACUCACAAAGCAAACUCUCGAAAAGAAAUUGAGGACCUUCAAGCUAGCCUAGAGGAGCUGUGGGUGGCUGGAAUCAAUGGGGGAGAGGAGAUUACCAGAUUAGAAGAGAAGUUGGAGCUAGCAUAUAUGAAAGAAGAAAGUUAUUGGAGAGAAAAAUCUAGAGUUAAAUGA
Molecule: messenger RNA, 435 nt
Organism: Arachis ipaensis
Lineage: Eukaryota; Viridiplantae; Streptophyta; Magnoliopsida; Fabales; Fabaceae
Source: RefSeq, a predicted model, not a curated record